Molecule: messenger RNA, 15260 nt
Organism: Podarcis lilfordi (Lilford's wall lizard)
Lineage: Eukaryota; Metazoa; Chordata; Lepidosauria; Squamata; Lacertidae
Source: the annotation of a GenBank genome assembly
CGCCGGCCCCGCCGCUGUGGGCAGCCCCGCCCACCCGUUCGGCGUCGUUAAACGGACAUAACGGAAGACCCGCCCAUCCCCCCGCUCCGCCCUUUUCGGCCCUCACGGGCUGGUCUGCGUUCGCCUGGUGGGCACCAUGGAAGCCCCCGCGGACACGGACGCUCGUGUCAUUUCUAAGGAGGUGGGGAAAGGAGUUGGGAAUGGUUUGUUAAGGGACGUGUUUCUCUGACAGGACGGUUAUAAACAGCCAACCCAUCCCCUCCCCCAUCUCAGGCCACAUCACUCACUUCCGGGUCUGGGGGGGAGGUAACUUCCUUUUAUGGUGGGGCCGUGGGAGGGAGCUGCUGGCGUGAAGGUGAAGUGAGGCCGCUGCCCGGCCUGCUGCGCUCUCGCUUGGGAUGGUGUGACCAGAGUUUGGUACCGUUUAAGGGCGGGGAGGUGGGGGCGGGGGUAGAGCGUCUGGUGGAGCGUGCAGGGGAGGGGACGGCGAGAGGACCCUGGAAAAUGGGGCGGCGGGGACAAUGCCGCCUAUAGGCUCGUCCCCUUUCAAACCAGCUGCUCUUCUCUGGCCCGAUAUUCGCUUCCGGGAUCAGGUUCAUUAGGGAGCCGGUGGGCGGGAGGACUUGUUUGUGACUGCGUACACUAAGACGGGAUCUUUUUGUAUGCUGCAGUGGCCUCUUGAAACAGAACCUCCAUAUAUAUAUGUAUAUGAAUGAAUCCCUGCAGGUUUUACAGUAUGUUUAGGCAAACAUAUUUGCAAAUGUUUAGGUCCUGUGGAGAUACCCUAGAGAAGAUGCUGGCCAGAAUCAAGCCAGUAAAAGCUGGCGCUUGAGUAUUCCUUUUUUAAUAAGCUCGGGAAGAUGCAGCAAAACAGCAAUGAGCUCACAAUCAUGAGAGUAACUCACGUGCAAUAAAAUUGCCUUUUAAAACUACCGUUCUGUUACGAUUUCUGCAAUCGUUGCUUCUGAUACCUUUGCUGCUAGCGGAGGUGAAGGGAUUAGGAUGUUCUUAAAUGUUUAUAUAGUGUGUUUAUAUGUUUACCCUUUAAUGGUUAAGAGUUUAACCAGAUGUUUUCUAGAAUGGUAAACGACUGUAAAAUCAGCAUGAAGUCAAACCAAGUGCUGAAUGGACAGUAAGCCCAGCAACUAAAACUCAAAACUUAGAAAAUUUGGGAGAAUAAGGACUUUGUCUGCAAUACAGAUGUGAAGACAAAACGGGGGCGGGAUGGAAAAAUGGGAAAAACUAUCCCUCUCCCUAAAUGCCCCCCCCCCCCCCGCCUUCAUGUCUCUAGUCUGCAAGAAAAUGAGAGCAGGAGCAGUUUUUAAAAACCAAGAAAAGCCCAGUUUGAGGCAUUCUGUUGAGACAUCAAUGGGGCAUGCUCCCAAGUAACUGUGAUACAAAUGCAACCCUAAUUUUGUUGGUUUCAAAUGCUUAAGUACAGUGCAGGCUCUGUAUAUCUCUGGUCAGAAGUAAACUCCACUGAAUUCAAUUAUAUUUUUUUUGUUGUCAUUUAGUCGUGUCCGACUCUUUGUGACCCCAUGGACCAGAGCACGCCAGGCACUCCUGUCUUACUCCCAAGUAAUUGAAUUUAGGAUUCCAGCAUUGUUUAGUUUUGGGUGAAGUGCCCCAAUAGUUUAAUAGCUUGAAGCAGCUAGUACUGGAAUUUAAGGUUUGCAUUUAAUUCUGGGCACACUUACGUGACUUACUUGGGAGUAUGUUCCAUUAGGCUGCAUGGGCCUUCUAAGUUAACAUAGUACAGAAUUUUUGAGUAUUUGUUAUACUCGGUCACCAUUUGUGAUUUUUUUUUUUUUUUGGUGUUGUAGAAAAUGAUUGUACACUUAUGGAGCUAUUUGUAUAGAAAUAUCUUUCGAUUUUGGCUAAAAUGGAUCUUGAGACAAUUGACUGGAAAAUGUGAACUGCAGCGUAUCUGUGAUGGCUCAAUGAAAAGAGCAGAAAGGACACUACGGAUAGGUAAUAUAUUUGAAAUAUACAAGCUUAUACAUAAAUUGUUAUGUUCAAUCUCCAAAGUUAGUUUGACAACCACAGAACGAGAGAAUUUCAAGUUUUUCACCUUCCAUAAAUAUUUACCUUCCUUUUAUGUCCUUAAUUUUGGGUGGCUAAAAUUCAUGUAGAUAAGGCUAUUGAUUCAACAGAGGAGACAGCUGACAAUAUACACAAUGUAGUGUAUUGUGGUUUUGUCUUUUGCAGUGUGUUCCCUGUUCAGUAUGUAAGCUGGUACAGUAGCUGUAAAAUAAAGUCCUAUAGACAAAUAGUUAUUUUAAAUUAAAAUACUGGUUCCUUGCCUUUUCAGUUGCUCCAGCCAUUCUCAUCCCGUUUCUUUCUUCAGGCCUUUUCUUUUCAUUCCUUUGGACCUCCCAUCUUUCAUUCUCAAGCUUAAUUUUCUGAUUCACUCCCUUGGUCGGCUGCCUCUUGAAAUCCUGGCACCUGCAUUUAUAGCCUCCUGGUUCUUCUAGUCAUUGUUGUCUUUCCUGCAUCUCUCUUGGAGAUUAGUAACUCCACAUGAAUCUCCUUUUUUUUUUUUUUUUGCUGCAAAAGGCUAAGGGUGUGUUUACACUUGUGACUUAAAACACAGCCAGGUCAUUUUCCCCUGCUGCAUUUCAUGCCUUAUUUGCAUAGAAAUGUUCAAAUCAGAGAGGGGAUAGGGAUGCUUUCACCUUAUGUGUGUGACAUUUUUGUUUCCCUGCCCCUGUAAUCCUCCUGGAACUCCUAUUCAUUUUACUGUCAUAAGUGCUUGUGGAGUCAUCUGCAAUUGCAUGCUAGCUGUUGAAGUAUGUUUACAUUACCACAUCAGUGGUUAGCAUGCUUCAACAGUACAUUGGGAGGUCUGUUCCUUACAGUGUAGGAAUUGGACCUUUAUUGUGGUGGCACCUUCCAAUUUGAACUCCCUUCUGCUCCAUAUCAGACAGGCACUGUCUUUACUGUAUUUUUGGUGUCUGUUGAAAACCAACACCAACAAGCCUUUUACACUGAGAUUUUUAUUCUAGUUUUUAACUCUCUUAGAUUAUAAAUUUUAUAUAUAGUUGUUUUUAUUGUUAAAUCACUUAUAGAUGUAUUAUGGGAAGCAAUUAAUACAUGAAAUAAAUAAAUUAGAGGUAUUAAACCACGGUUACAAUCAUGCUUAUUCAUUUGUCUUGUGUAAUUUUAGAAAUCAGAAUCUAGGGUCUAUGAAUUUCUUUAAAAACAUGCAUGUUUUUAUCUUAAUGCAGAACAUUCGUUGGAAUCAUCAAAGUGUAAGGUAGGUUAAUUUUAUAUUACGCCCAGCAUGUAAAGUCAAGCCCAAUUCCCUCCCCACCUUUGAGUAGAAAACCUCCAUAGUUACAUUCAUGAAAGGCACUAUGUAAGAAACACAGCUCUAAAGCAUACAGAACUACGUUUUCUGAUCUUUGGAUCCUCAUCAUUUUUCUAAAAAAAAAGAGGCCCAAUAUUAUAAUUUGCACCUGGUUGGGCUUCUUCUGAGUAAACGUGCACAAGAUUGGCUUUAUCAUUGCUGUAGCAAUGAUAUGCCAACCAAGGCUAGUCAAGAACUAGAUUGGAUGCAAACUAGAUCAAGUCUGAUUUAUGAGCCUGCUUAGUUUACAUUAUCUGCAGUAUAACAACACUGCUGUGGUACAGUUUUUGGCUUGCUGUUAAUGAAACUGUGUAUUCAUACACCAGUGCUAAGAAACCUCUGGUCCUUAGGUCUAAUUAAAUGUGCUUGGCCUUCCCAUCUGGCCCAGACCCCUAUGGCCAAACCACACCCACCUGUCCUAUGCCUAACAUGUAAGGUGUGAGGCAGGGUAAAGAUGUGGCAGAGUCAGAAGAAGUUUGCAGACAUUGCAGUCAGCUGUUCGGUGGUGUCUUUAAAGCGCUGUACACUGAUCUUCACAAGCCCCACCAGCCAGCUUAUUCCCACACUCCCAAACUGUGAACUUGAUCCUUUUGAGGGAGUACGACUCCAUCCAGAACAGGUUGUGGGGUCCCUGCUCAUAGUAAUCUUCUCCUGAAAUGUAAGUAACUGCUAUUAAAACAGAUGAUAUUUUGUGUCAGAAGAUUGAUGUUUUACUUGUAUCUAUCAGGCUUUACAACGGGCUGUGUAUUCUUCUAAAGAUGACGUGGAAAAAUGUGUGGCACUCAUCAUAGAACAAAAGAAGAUUAAUACACAAAAGGAUGCAGUGUAAGCCUAUUAUUGUUCUAAAGAUACCUUGUUUGGAACUUUAUCUUUGAGGUCAUUGAAAAUGUGUUUUGUUCAAAUAGACACUGAGAAUUAGUAAUUCAUUCAAAUUAGUCUUCAUAAAAUGCAUUUAGUUUAUCUUGUAAUUCAUACAUAGUAACAUGAUUCUUAAGAGAUUUGCUUAAAAGCUAUUUUUAAAAGUGUGUUAAUAAGCAAAAAUCUGAGUCUGACUUCAUUGAAAUCAGCAGUUUUGCUGUGGACUUCAGUGAAGAUAGAAUGAUACACAGUAACAUUUGUUAUCUAAAAUACAUGAUUCUGAGAACCUAAGGAAAUACCGUCCAGUUGCCAACUUCCCUUUUGGGGGCAAUGUUCUUGAGCAGGUGGUCACUGAGCAGAUCCAGGUGCUCUUGGAGGAGACUGGUUUUCUAGAUCCAUUUCAAUUGGGAUUUCGGCUUGGCUUUGGCACAGAAACUGCCCUGAUUACCUUAUAAUGACUUCUGUUGGGAGAAAGACUUUGGCAAUGUGCCCGCCUUUUGAUACCAUUGGCCAUUGUAUACUCCUGUAGAGGCUAUUUGAAUUGGGGGUGGGCAGCACUGCUUUGCAGUGGUUCUGGUCCUACUCGGUCAUCUUUAGCAAGUGAUGCUUGAAAAGUGUUUUUUGGCAACAUUGGGGUUUCAUUGUGUUGUUGAUGAGGGCUCAGUUCUAUCUCCCAUGUUGUUUAAUAUCUAUAUGAAGCUGCUGAGUGGAGUCACCUGGAGUUUCAGAGUCUGUUGUCAGCAAUAUGCAGGCGACACACAGCUCUAUUUCUCCUUUACAUCUACAGUGGUGCCCCGCAAGACAAAUGCCUCGCAAGACGGAAAACCCGCUAGACGAAAGGGUUUUCCAUUUUUCAAUGUGCUUCGCAGGACGAAUUUCCCUAUGGGCUUGCUUCGCAAGACGAAAAUGUCUUGCGAGUCUUGAGAUUUUUUCCCGCUUUUCCCCUCCUUUUUCUAAGCCGCUAAGCCGCUAAUAGCCUUUUAGCCGCUAAGCCUUUAAUAGCUGCUAAACCGCUAAUAGCGCUAAUCCGCUAAGCCGCUAAUAGGGUUGCUUCGCAAGACGAAAAAACCGCUAGACGAAGAGACUCGCGGAACAGAUUAAUUUCGUCUUGCGAGGCACCACUGUACAGGCAUGGCAACGGAUGUGCUAGACUUGCCUUGGUAGUGGACUGGAUGAGAGCCAAUAAACUGAAGCUCAAUCCAGAUAAGACGAAGGCAUUGUUAGUGGGAGGUUCCCUAGACUGGAUGGAUGGGAGACUUCCUGCUCUUGAGGAGGGUACAGUCCCUCUUAAGGAGCAGGUAUGUAGCUUGAGGGUGUUCCUGGAUCCAUUACUGUUGCUUGAGACCCAGGUGGUCUUGGUGGAGCAGAGUGCCUUCUGUCAGUUUUGGUUGGUCCAGCCACACUCCUAUCUGGACAGGGAUACCCUAACUUCUGUGGCCUAUUUGUCAUAGUUUAGAAUGGUAAGCAAGGUGGUCUGGGAAAUGAAGUUUAUAUGAUUUUCAACUGGUACUAACAGCUGUGCUCUUUUAUUGCAGCUGUUAAUUAUAAUUCUCUCUGUGUUUUCCUAUAUUAUAGGUUUGCUUCAAAGCUGCAAUUAAGUUUGCUCCAGAUAUCAGGAUGUAAGAAACUUUAUUUGGCUGUAGAAGAGCUGAGAAAACAGCCAUAUAACUCUGAUAAUAAUAAACAUGAAGAGCAACUAAUGGAGGUAAAAAAAUUAGGUUUUGUGCCCUUAUGGCAUAUUUAAUGUCCAAUUUGUGAUGUUACAAACAAGCAUCAAUUAUGAACUCAGUCUACUGAAGUUACAAUUGCCCGGCUAAUGUAGUAAGGCCACUAGAUCAGCAACUCUUAUCUGCAAUAGAAGUUCAUGCAGUUAUGAGUGAUGUGAAGAAAGGGAUUGGUGAAAGUUGUGUCUCAUAAUAAUACUAAAACACAAGGCCGUCCAAUGAAAUUGAUUUAGCAUUAAGUUUUGAAAAGGCAAAAGGAAGUAUUUCACACAGCAUACUUAAUUUACGGAAUUCAUUGCCACAGGCAGGAUACAAUGAUAGCUACUUGUUUAAAUAGCUUUAAAAAGGAAUUAAACAGAUUAGGAGAGGGGGUUAGAAAAAUAAUUGGUGUUUUUCCAGGUUUGUCAAAAAUUGCAAUCUGAUUUUUAAUAGUAGUAUGACUAGUUACUGAGGCCUAGAACACAUGGGAUAGCUCAGAUACAAAAUGCUGGGCUGGAGGGUAUAAUUUAACAGCCAUUCUUUAGUGAGCUGCUAGACAACACCUGCAAAGCAAGUGUGACUUUGGUGGGUUGCAGUUUUAUAUUUGUUGGUUGUGAGUCCAUAUGCUUUAGUACAAGUUCAUUCAGUCUGGUGCCUAUGUGGAGUUCUGGACUAACUGCUACAUUGAAUUCAAUAGGAGGAGGAAAACUGUGUUCAUAGAUCCGCUGAAAUGAGCAGGGAGUCCUAUGUGCACAGGAGAGCUUCAUGCCCAAAGCAGAUUGCCAUGAAAGCUCUUUAUCGCUUGCCACACUGGAAAAAAAAAAAAAGCUUCCUUGUUAAUACAUUUCUUUGCAUCCUGUGUUUCAGGAUGCUUAUGCCAUUUUGCCAUUUUGUGUGGCAUCCAGUUUCAUUAAUGAUACCUAUUUGUAUUUAGAAUGAGUUGGGGGAAAUACUGAUAAUUCUGUUAACAGUAGCAUAUUUAUACAGCUUUGGAAUUUGUUGAUGCCCCAUGAAAAACUGAAGGCUAGAAUCACGAAGCAGUGGUGUGACAUUGGUUUCCAAGGUGAUGACCCUAAAACAGACUUCAGAGGAAUGGGCAUGCUGGGAUUAACUAAUCUUCUGUAAGUCAAAAAUAUUAUGUAACAGUGGGUAUUCUUUUGCUGAUGUAAAUGGAUAUUAAAAAGAGGGUAUUGGAUUCAGUCUUCAACAACCUGCCAAUCUAGUUAUUAAUCUAUCUUAUUUCAAAAGCUAUUGUCCUACUAUUCAUGAAUUUAUUAACACCAUUAAUUAUACUGUAGAGCAAUUGACUUUGCAAGGCAGUGGUUAUAAUGUGAAUGUUUAGAAAAGUAAUUUUUAAUCACUGCUAGUAUAAGCAGUCUCUUGCAAACAUAGUUAUUUUGUGUGUACAUAUAUUUUCAGAUAUUUUAGUAAACACUAUCCCCGUGAAGCUCGUCAAAUCCUUUCUCGCUCAAAUAAUCCAAAACUGGGGUAAGCUACUUUUUAAUAAAAUUGCUGUCAUAAUUGACUCUUAAACCUGAAAAAGCAAAACUAUCAUUAUUACUUUAGUUUCUAAUAAAUAAUCUGAAAGUAUAUUUAUCUUCUGCACCUCCUCUUCUAUAAUAUUUGUGAGAGUAAUCCAGUAAUUUCUAGGGAUCCCAUAAGUGAAAAUAUUUUUUCAUUGCAUGUUAGCCUUAUGCCUGUCCUAUCUCACUUUUCCUCUAUACCUCUGUUGUGUGUGGUUAGAUUGUCCUGUUGAUGUCUUCACACAAAAGACCCUAGUAACUUUUUCUCUCUUGCUCCUCUACUGUAUAUGUAUAACCUUAAGGAUUUUUCCAUUAGGCUGAACCUGUCCAAGGAUCUUAUCAACAUUUUUGGGCUUUAAUAACUGAAACUCAUCCAGUAAAAUUGAACUAGACACCUCCAUUAAAGGAACUGCAUUAAAUGUUGCUUUGUAGUUUUGAACAAACACAAUCAGUGUCUUCCAUCCACAUGAUUUAGGCAUGUGAGCAAAUGGGAAGCAUGUCAAGUUGGAGGCUGUCCUGUUUUUCAGGAUCAGUAAGCAUAUCAGAUUGCCAGGUUGCAGUCCUUAAUAGUGCUCUACCCACAUAAAAUCCUAAAAGUAAAGCCAAAUGAAAUAACAAUGCUGUCCUCAACAAUACUGCCUUUUAAACUUAAUUUUAAAAUAUUUGCUGCAGUGUGAAUUGGUACUUGAAGCUUAAGAUACUGUUUCACUCACUAUCAUUAUUAGAUAAAGCGUAUUUUAUAAAUGUUUUUUAAUUUUUAAUUUAUUUUUUCCAUGUCAUAAGAGAUGUUCCCCAACCAGGUGCCCUCCAAAUGUUUGAACUAGUGUGGUGUAGUGGUUAAGAGCGAUAGUCUUGUAAUCUGGGGAACCGGGUUUGCGUCUCCGCUCGUCCACAUGCAGCUGCUGGGUGACCUUGGGCUAGUCACACUUCUCUGAAGUCUCUCAGCCCCACUCACCUCACAGAGUGUUUGUUGUGGGGGAGGAAGGGAAAGGAGAAUGUUAGCCGCUUUGAGACUCCUUCCGGUAGUGAUAAAGCGGGAUAUCAAAUCCAAACUCUUCUUCUUCUUCUCUUCUUGAACUACAACUCCCAUUAUCUCUGACUGUUGACCAUGCUAGCUGGAAAUGAUGGUGGUUGUAGUUCAAAACCGGAGACUGCCAAGUUGGGGAAGCUUGUUUCAGGUGAGGGGUAAUAACACACAUUUUUAAAUGGCUGUCAUUCUACACCACAUACCCCGUAGAUACAAAUAGCUUCUUGCCCCAUCCUAUCAUUAGCAGAAAAUGAGUACAUGCUGCAAAAUGGUCAAAUAAAGGCAAAUUGCUUAAUUUGUAUAAUAUGAACACAUUACAUAAUUUGAAUUACCUUAGUGUAGUUUUAGUGGUGUUUUUAAGUAUCUUAUAUUCACUUCUCUUAGUAAUUUGAAAAUUGUGUUUGGACAUGGGAGUUGUGUUUAACUUUGGUAACACCAGGGCCCAGUGAAUGGUCUUGGAACAGUAGGCAGACAUUGCAGUAUUGCUGAACUUAGGAGGUUAUGCAUAGAAUGAAUAAAUUUAUAUAUUUUUUAAAAUUGUUAACACUGAAGAUGUCUCAAGACUUCUAAAAUAAUCAUAAAGGUAAUAAUUUGCCUUCGGUUAUCCUUGACAUUUAUACUGCUUAAAAUGCAGAAAUAAAAAAGUAUAGUGAUUAUAAUGUCUGUGUAUUGCAGAUAUUCUUAUGCAAUAGUUGGGAUCAAUUUGACAGAAAUGGCUUACAAUUUAUUGAAGAAUGGACAUUUAAGAACUCACUUCUACAACUUGGUUCCUGGUGAACCACAAAUGAAAGACUUCCAUCAGUUUUAUUGUGAGUAUCUUCAACUAGCUUUUAUAUAUGGAUAACAACUUCAGUGGUUUGGAAGCUGCUGUUUCUGAAUUUAGUUAGAGGCAGAAUGUUCUCACUAGUUUGUUAACAUGUUCAACCAUAACGUUUGCAGAGAUCUUUUUUAAAAAAAGAAUCUGCUGUGUUUUCUGGAAAGCAUUUUGAAUCCUACCAUGAUCCUGUCAAUGCUAUCGCAUCUCAAAGGCGCAAGGAUGGGGUAUCAACAUGCUUUCAGGAAAAAUAAUGCUUCUCUAUAUUUAAAUGAAAGAUGAAUUUCAAAGGCCUUAUACACACAUUACACUACUGAAGAAGAAAUAAAUGUAUUCAAGCGUCUAUCACGUGUAUUUGUCUCCAGAAGAGUGGAGCCAUAUACACCACUGUAAACUUUGACUUUUUUGGCAAAAGCAGCCUCCACAUUCUGACUGAAGGUGCUCUUCCUUGAAUAGACAAGAGAAAAGCUGGAGAAAAAUUUCUGGCUGUGACUCCUUGUAAUUAACCUAUUCACCUCUGCAAAUUAAUAUAGUGUAGGGUUGAUUACACAUAUUGCAUGUGUUCCAAAAAUAAUCUAUUUGCUUAAUAACCCAAGAUAGGAGUGAGCCCUAUGGCUUUGUAUUUAGCCCUUUCAAGUGAGCAAACCAACCAGGAAGUCUUCCGUUUACUAUGGUCCCCCAUUUUGUCUGUUUUGGGAAUCUAUGGUUAAUCGCUUCGUAACAGGUUAUUAAGCUGAGAGAGAUGGUCAUAUGAACAAAUAUAUAAAUUAUAUGAGCAAGCCAUAAUCUACGGGUAUAGAAUGUUGUACUACUACAACUAAUAAUAAUAAUGGGAAAUGAAACAAAUGACUGCUAAAUUCUUUUGUAGUGUUCCCCGAAGCUUAGUAUGCUGUUGUAUGUGUCCCCUUCUUUGUUGCAUACGUACAGUAUAUGGAAAUACAAGAUUAUUGAUUUUCCUUAUAAGUGCAUAUUUUAUGCAAAGCAUACCAAAUUUGAAACUGUAAUUUCAAAAGUAAUUUGAUAUAGCUUCUACUCUUCUACAUUUCAAAAAUAGUGCCAGUGUCCAAGCUUUUGAUUGUAUGUGCCCAAAGUAGCUCUCUUUGGUGGUAUUCAGCUAAGAUUUACUCAAGUAGACAUACUGAAAUUAAUGGCUCUUAACUUAGUCAUGUUCAUUAAUUUUAAUGGGUUUUCUAGUCGUUUUUGAAAAGCUGCUUAGAGGCAAACACAUGUGUUGUCUCAAUACACUUUCUAUGUUUUGGUUUUUACAGGUUAUUUGGCUUACGAAUUUGACAAAUUUUGGUUUGAAGAAAAGCCUGAAAGUAUUAUGUACUUCAACCAGUAUAGAGAGAAGUUUCAUGAAAAAGUCAAAAAACAUCUUCUGGAUUACGAUGUAGUCCUUGCCUUAAGAAACGAAAUAUAGUAAUGUGCAUUCCUUUGGAUUCUGUCUAUAAAAAUUAUGCACUUGACUGGGAUUCUCAUAUUUAACCAAAAACUUCACUUAGUGAUCACAAAGUUUUAUACAUCUAUUUUUUUUAUUAAAAAAGUGGUUGAGAGAGCUUGGACAAUCAACACUUACUUAGGUCUGUAUACUAUUUGCUGAAGGUAAGAACUUUUUAGAGACAAAGAUCCUUUCUGUACCACAGAUCCUCAUAAUUUUUGUAUACCUAGCAGAUGAAACAGGUUCUUGUUCUGCUACAUUUUCUCUAGCAAUAGCUUCUUUUCCAUAUUUGACUGGUGUUAGCUUACAACCAGAAAUGUUGCAAUACUUCUUGAACAGAAAUAGCUUUUGUUUUAAAUGAAUUAGGUUGUAUUUUCUCUCUCUUCUAACCUGGAACACAUGGUCUUUUAUUAUUACACUACUGGGGGGGGGGGACACAACUAGCAGGUUAAAUGAUUUGGGUGUAUAAGAAAAAAGCUUUACUUCUGUUUAUUGAAGACUAUUUGUUUGAUUUUUCUCGUGGCAGCAUGCUUAAACAUUGCCAGAGUUAAAACUCUUGUUUUUAAAUAGGUCUUUGCAUUUUAUCAUAAAUAUAUUAAGUUAAAUAUAUUUUCCUGUACUAGACUAUUUUUAUUUAAGAUGUUGUAACUGCCUUCACAUAUCAACCAUUGCUCUAUUUCCCUCUUUCUUUUGUCACUUAAGUUCACAGCUAAAGCUUAAGAAUACUAGAGCUCCAAAUAUUCAGUAGAAGAUAAUUGGGCAAUUAAGUAAAUUUUCUUUAAUACACUGCUAUUUUGUAUUGAAGAAGGCAACUCAGAUGGCAUAUUCCGAGACAAUCUAAAGAUUCUUCAACUAUUGAAUAAGCAUGUUUAAAAUGCUUCUAAUCAAACUUUAGUUGCAGGUAGCCUUGCUUUAGGGAUAGGGUAAUUAGUUCAAAGAUUAAUCUUUUUAAAGUGCCUUGUACUUACUUCAUGUGCGCUUCAAAUCUGAAGCUGAGACUGAGUCGUUGCUGGUCAGUUCCUAAAACAUGCUGGCUUUAUUGUAAGAAUUGAUAUUGGAAUUGAUCAAAUUCCUAUUUCAUUUUACUAACUGAUAAUUGACUAAUUAGACUGCUGAUAAGGAAGAAGAGUGCAGCAGGAAGCCAUGGGAAGAACAUAUGAUGCCACAUGGCAACAUUGUAGGCAUUACAUAUGCUGGAAGUAUUAUCUAAAACCUGUGACAUCUAAAAGUAAUAAUUUAUCUAGAACAGUCAAAAAAAGGACAAAGCAAAAUUGAUGAUAUCUAACUUAUGGGAAAUAAAAUGCUUAUCGAAGUUCCUUUCUACCAGAGCAAUAGAGCCCUGACAGAGAGAUGGAGUGGAUCACAGAAGGCUUUUCAGUAUCUACAUCUGUUUUUAGAGAUGUUUGAUCACUUUUGUGCAAUACAAGAAAUCUUUCAAGAGAAAUGUGAUAUCUGCAAAAUGCAUUGGGGCACAGUCAAAAAAGUCCAUAUGAGCUCUCUCUGUAUAGGGACGACCCUAUUUUCUCCCACUAGUUGGAGAUUUGUCUUCACAGAGAAGUGUGUACCUGGUUAUAUAUGAGCACUGCAUCUAGUGGUUCAUGGUAUCAGAAUGUAUACAAAAAUCAUUCCUGGCUGAAACUGUUGUAAAUGUAUUUUCCUUUUCUGUAUGCUAUAAGGUACAUUUAUUGCACACUUGAUUCCAUUUGGGUUUUUCUUUGAAAUGGCUUAAUUGACAACCUUUUUUAAUUUAAGAAAUUUCAUUUAUUUUACUUAAAAGAAACCUUGAUCUUCUAUACUAAAUGCUUUAAAUAUAGAGGCAAUAGAAAAUUCUAGAAAAUAUACCAGAAAAGAUUUUAAGGUAUGUAUUCAUAUAUAGUUGUCACAUUAUUUGUUUACUACAAUAGUAUUAAAUAAGAAUCAAUGGCUCUGCAAAAAAUAAAGCUGAUGCAACAUUGUGCAUGUGAACAGUAGCAUCUACAUUGUUCCUGUGAUUUCAUCAAUUUGGACCUGUAGGGAUUUGGUAGGCUGAGUCUACCUGAGCGCCCUUCCAGUACAAUCUGUAUUUUUUUCUUUUUUUCUUUUUAACGAGUUCAUCUUUUCCUGUCAGAUGAUAAACCUAAGGAAGACUGAUAGAUUAUAAACUUUGUCAACUCCCUAAUGCUAGUGAUGAGUUUAACCAUAGUUCCACUCCAGGAAUGUUUGAGUUGUCAUUCUACCAAAACUCUGGGCUAGAUUAUGCAACAAUUAAAAUAUAAACCAGCAAACCGACUAGUUUUAGGGUUUUAUUUUAUUUUUGUAAAAACUAACAUAUUAAAUGAAAAUGAUUAUCAACAGAGCACAAAGUGAUAUAAUGCUAACAUACCCAGUUUCAGGCAGUAUAAAUAUUCUUUUCAAUGGUGCUAACAAUCAUAGUUGACAAUUUUUAGGAAAGAGGUUUCUAAAGUUUUGAAGCCACCAGUUGUGUUGUAAAUAUUUUGAAAUUCUCAUUCCUUACUGGAACAAAUUUGUAUCUUCCUUCUUUAAAUGUAUUGUUGAUUUUUUGUAAAGCUGUGUUCCUUAAUUACAGAUAGUGAUGUAGCUAUCCUAUAUGGAUGUAAUGCUUAGGUAUAAUAACUAAACUUAAUAAGGCCAUUCUUCAUUGGUUUUUAAAUACAUUGGUCUCAUUCAGCUGUAAUGAUCCUGGUCUACUAAAGUAUAGUUUAUUGGACAAGAGACAAACCAUCUCUUGCCCUGCCCCUCAUGUGUUCAGUUUGGCAAAGUUUUCUUGAAUUCUUAAACUACCACCUUCUUGGACAUUCAGAUUACCUCCAAAAAAGAAUUUGAAGCUAAUUUGGAAGGUAGCCCUUAAGCCACAGUUUGCAUGUGCAGACAUUCUGGGAAACAUUUAAAGAAAGUAGGCAAGCUUUAUUGAAGAUGGCUACUAGGGGGAAGGGGGAAAUGCAUGAGUCAGUAGCUCCUGGUCAAAUACCUAUGAUUUAUCAGACAAAUGGCUACAACUGAACUGGGCCAAUGUAUUCCAGUAGCUGUUUAGCUUGUAUAUAUAUUUGCCCAUUUCUUUUUGAGAAUAAUUCAUUCUAGACUUGUAGUUGAACCACUUACUCUAGUUUUGAGCUGUGAAAACCUAAAGAGACUGGUAGUAGAUAGUGAAAAACCCUGUUUUACAACAUAUUUCUAAGUAUUGCAUUGUGACAAUCGUAAGACAAUAUACUAGUAUAUCUGCACUGUUUCUUUAGAAAGAAACAAAUACACAUUGAAAACACACAAGCAGCCAUUUAUUUUUUCACAUAGCUGUUCACAUUGUUUUUCUCUAUGUGGUGUGAGGUGAGAGGGCUACAUGGAAAAACAUGUAGACAUCUAUGUGUAUCACUUUCACUAUUAACGUUUCUCCAAAAGCUUUUGAACCUGUGACUGUAUGAUACAUUGUGGGAAGGCAGAUCCAGCUGCUCGCAUAAAAGUUCCUUUUACAGGAAACCAGAGGCGGCUUGCAUUUCCACCUGCUCAAGGCAGUCCUACUGAAUUUUCCCACUUUCUCAUUCUAAUCACUGCUUUCCCUGCCCUAUCCAUUCCGGAUUGGUUCCUUGACUUUUGUCGUUGCCUUUGGGGAGCAGUGCUGGGGGAUGAGCCAGCAGAGACCCAUUAUGGGAGCAGAGUUCUGCUCAUCUAUCUGGAUCUAACCCACAACGUUUCAAAUUGCAUUCUCACAAAAAUGGCUAUUAGCUGGAAAAAAUAUUGAUCUCCAAAUUAAGCUCUAUGGCACAACCAAGUAACACUUAAAGUUUGGCUUAUAGAAAAAAUGGAUUUCAUAAAAAUCUUGGGCACUUGAGUGCAUAUUACUGGACUCAACUAGGAAAUGAAGCAAGCAUUAAAAUAUCUUAAUACAAACAAGUAGUAAACAGCUUCCUUAAAGGUAGCAAAUUACAAAAAUCACUUAUAGCAAUAUGAGCCACAAUAUUUGUUGAAUGCCUGCAAAUGGAAAAACUCUAGGAAAAAGGGUAUACUUUUAAACUUGUAGUGGAGCUUCAAUCUGGAAUUGCCAACUAUCACAGACACUAUUCAUAAACUAGAGAGGCCAUAUUAUUGGUUGUGCUGUAUUUAGGUGUCCGGGUUCAUUGGAUUAUUUACCAUAGCCACAGAUGCACUAAAAGAUCAUGUAAAAAUAUCCAAGAGGCAGAAAUAGAGACCACAGAAUCCUCUUCUGUAACAACCUGCUUUUUAGCUUUCCAAAUGUAUGUCAAAAGUGUCAUAAUUACAGUUGCAUUAGUAAGGUUCUGUAGCCUGUACUGAUAACUUACUGUUUCUUGUCCUUAUGAUGUGCACUUGUACUGGUUACUUCUGUGGUGCUCAGGCUGGUGACAGUUUUUUCUGUUGCUGCCCUUUUCCACUGUGAGGAACACAUAUGGGCAGUGACUUGUAAACCUUUGUGGAGCAAGAGCAUUGCCCAUUACUAACUGUGUGUAGUUUGGAAGCAAUAAAAUGUGAUUCUUGUUUGGGUGUGGAAUGACUGCUAGCAAAUAAAGAUCAAGUUGAUCAGAAGCUUUGUUUUGCUCA